Molecule: messenger RNA, 3016 nt
Organism: Diachasma alloeum
Lineage: Eukaryota; Metazoa; Arthropoda; Insecta; Hymenoptera; Braconidae
Exons: 12
Coding region: 1-2733 (910 amino acids)
Source: RefSeq, a predicted model, not a curated record
AUGUUUCCACCCCCUACUGGUUAUGUUAUUCCAACAAAUCCCCCCUCGAUCGGAAUCAGAAUCGACGGUGUCGACCUGGACGAAUGGACAAUUCGAGUUCACAUCGCGGAGUUGAGUGGUCGAGAAUCUGACGUCUUUUUGAGUAUUAGGGAGCAGAGAGCAAUGGUGAUUUUUACUUUUAAAAGUUUGGGGACGGGCUUCAAAAUGAUUGACAAGUUGAUCAAAGUCCUUCUGACUGCUCUCAUCAUCGUAUCUUCGAUCUCCUCAACGGAUUCGUUGACAAAUGCCCUAGAUUGGAACAAGAGUAUCUUCGCCAAUGAAGACUGCAGAGAAGAACGACAACCAGUGGUCGAGUACUACCACCACAAUGGAAUGCAGUAUCUAUUUUUCUCGCAACGCGUCACAUGGGAGGAAGCCAGAAUGCUCUGCCGAAGCUAUAACUCACGAUUGGCACUCCUCGAUACAAUGGAGAAGGCAUUGGGUGUGGCACGAUCGAUAGCUGAAUCAAACAUAGUUAUGGAGGACACUUGGGUCGGAGGAAGGAGAAUCGACUUCGUGUGGUACUGGAUUGAUAAGGAAACAGGUCCAUGGAGAAAUGAGAUUUCCAUGGAGCCUAAUAUCGAAGAUUAUCCGCCGUGGAGUCGAGAGCCAACCAGACCGACUAAAGAGUGUCUGGCUAUUGAUCGGAGAUCACACGAGCAUCCGAUUUUUAUCGACGUUGAUUGCAGACUUCAGAGGCCUUUCAUCUGCGAGAAAAGAGAUGGGGAGGUUAUCAGCAGUCCAGUUCCUUCCAAGUGGGUUCAGAUUAAUCGCAAUACUUAUGUCUUGUAUCAUGGAAGGGUCACUUGGCGGGAAGCAGCAACUUUCUGCAGGACCAAGGGGGCGAGGCUGGCUAUUCUCAAAAAUUCUAUGGUUGUUAAUAUUCUUACUAAUAGUAUGGCGAAGACUAGACCAGAUUUUGAAACUGUAUGGAUUGGCGCAUAUUACUCAUACGGCCAGUGGGUUUGGAUGGCGACUGGAUCAGUUCUGAAUUCGCUAACGGACGAAGGUGGCUAUCCACCUUGGAGAUUCGGUCGUCCUGAGAAGAACGACGGCUGUUUAUUAUUGGAUAGACAUAUAGAAGACAAUUCUACAUUCGUGGAGGCGGCCUGUGAUCGCAAGAGAGAUUUCGUCUGUGAAGAAUAUUCUGAUGACGAAGAGGAUGAUUGGAUGGACGAACCAGUGCAAUUCUCCUUCGAAAACAGUACGUACAUAAUCUACCCAAUCCACAAAACCUGGAGAGACAGUCGAGAUUUCUGUAACGAAAGAGGAAGUGUCCUGGCGUAUGUGGAGCAUGCGAACGCAGUGAAUUUGGUUAUCGAAGCGAUGGGUGAUCAUCCCAGAGAGAUUGCCCACGUAUGGCUAGGGGGAGAAUACAAUAAGAGACUGGACGAAUGGCGCUGGAUUGGAAAUAACGAGAAAAUACUAAAGGAAAAGGACGAGUUUGGAUUCCCUCCGUGGGCGCAUAUCGACGGAGAGAUCGAAGCAGAUUCCGGCAGUACCUCAUGUCUGAAUUUAGACAGAACUGAUCAUGUCAAGCCUCACUUCUACGGACUGGAGUGCAACAGCAAACAGCCAUUUGUCUGUAAAAUAACAUGCGACAUACCUCCACCGAUACAAAACGGCAAUUGGAGCUGCAGUGACAUCACCGACGGCCGGCAAUGUCUCCUGCACUGCGAGGGCAAUCUGAUAAUGAUGGGAAUCAAAAAUGUUACCUGUAAAUUCAAAAACGGAUGGGUAUCUGGAAAUAAUCCAAUGGAAUUCCCCCUUUGUCUGCAGCCGAGAAUGUUUACCACAAGAAUGAUUCGAUCACUGAGUCAAGAUAUCCAGAAGAGCUCUGGAUAUUACAUCCUCUUGGACCAUUCAUCAUCGAAAUUGAAGCCUAUUCUCGUGGAAUUUGUUGAGCGCAUCGUCAUCUCAUUUCCAGCAUCGCGCAAUUUGAAAUUCGGAAUGACGACAUACCUGACCAAUCCUCCAACUCAUUUGCCAUUCAACCAGACAGACAAGUGCGCAGUGAUUUCAGCGGUUCGAUCAUUGCAAAACAUCACGUCUGACAUUAAAACCGCAGAUGUAAACAUCAGUUCAAUUCAAAAAGACAUUUCGAUGUACGCCGGCCGCAGAAUAUCGAUAAUUGCGGUAAUCGAUGCUAAGCGUGGAGCUGUUUACACAGAUGCUCUCAUGCAAUUCAAAGCAGUGGGGCAUCACAUUAUUGUUGUGGGACUCAGAGAGGACACUGAGACACUCCUACCUUUAGCAACGAUUGGUUUCAACAGGAGAAUUAAUUUGUUUUUGUUUGAGGAGGCUGACAUUGCAGCUGUCGUCAAUGAGAUCAAGAAUCACGAGAGGAAGCGGUCUAGAUGUUCAGACACCCCAAAAAUCGAUUAUUCUCCAACUUUUAAAUAUUUAGGAAUCAAUGAGACGAAUCCUUUUCCACAAGACACGAAGAAGAAUUUACCAGAACCGAGAGAGAGUCUUCCAUCAAUUCCUUCAGCUUCAACAGGCGGACAAGAGGACGAGAAUCCUUGGAAGUUGGUGACUCGUUCAUCCGCCACCCCUGAAUCUACCACUGAGUCAGAAUACGAGGAUCUGCAACUUCGCGAAAUUCAAAGAACCACUGCCAAAGCUGAUGCAAACCCCUCUCAAGAACCAAAUGCAAAACGUGAAACUGAUCUUUAUGAGGAAGAAGACUCCUAACUCACUCUCAAUUAUUUUCUUUGGCACUUUAUUAACGUAACAAAGUACGAAGGCUAUGUACAAUUAUCUUAGAGUAGUAUGGCGUGUCAAAUUGCAAAUCUUAAACAAUUAAAAAAAAUGCCUUGAAGAAAAUGACACGUCGAGGUUUGUAUGGUGAGAUGUAAAAGUUAAUAAACAGUUAGAAGUACGUUGUACUGAUAAUUAAUUCUAGAUUAUAAAAGUACCUCAAUAUUUGGAGAUAACGUACUCCAAAUCAAUGCCACUUACGUUAUUUUGAGUCAAA